This is a messenger RNA of Mastomys coucha (southern multimammate mouse), 3201 nucleotides long. RefSeq names its product calpain 3 (gene Capn3). Gene Ontology annotation, cellular component: cytoplasm. Gene Ontology annotation, biological process: negative regulation of apoptotic process; proteolysis. The record is from RefSeq and is a predicted model, not a curated record. Gene Ontology annotation, molecular function: calcium ion binding; calcium-dependent cysteine-type endopeptidase activity. The coding region runs from base 313 to 2778 and encodes 821 amino acids. Lineage: Eukaryota; Metazoa; Chordata; Mammalia; Rodentia; Muridae. The transcript is spliced from 24 exons.
ACCCUCAUUCUCUUCUUCUCCCUCUGGCAAGCGCGCUGCUGGGAGGCACCCCCAGGUAGAAACUGCGUCUAAAUCCUCUAUUGCCUCUUCCUCAGGAAAACCUAUUGCUCUAAGGUCAUAGUCACCUGUUUAAGCUGGUCAGAAGCCAGCCAGUUUUCUGAUAGAACUUUAAACUUUGAAGAGACCGUGGCCAUUUUUUUUUUCCCUCAGAUGACAGAAUCACUUCAACUUCCGCUUUGUAAUCGCUUCCUUUCCUUGAAGGUAGCCGAAUCUCGUUUUCUUUAAAACGUCUUCCUUACAAAGUUGCCUGCCAUGCCAACUGUUAUUAGCCCAACUGUGGCCCCAAGGACAAGGGCUGAGCCCAGGUCCCCGGGGCCAGUUCCUCACCCAGCUCAAGGCAAGACCACGGAGGCUGGAGGUGGACACCCAAGCGGCAUCUAUUCAGCCAUCAUCAGCCGCAAUUUUCCAAUCAUUGGUGUGAAAGAGAAGACAUUUGAGCAGCUCCACAAGAAAUGCCUGGAGAAGAAAGUUCUUUAUCUGGAUCCCGAGUUCCCACCGGAUGAGACCUCUCUCUUUUACAGUCAGAAGUUCCCCAUCCAGUUCGUGUGGAAGAGACCUCCGGAAAUUUGUGAGAAUCCCCGGUUUAUCAUUGGUGGAGCCAACAGGACUGACAUCUGUCAAGGAGAUCUAGGGGACUGCUGGUUUCUUGCAGCCAUCGCCUGCCUGACCCUGAAUGAGCGGCUGCUUUUCCGAGUUAUACCCCAUGAUCAAAGUUUCACUGAAAACUACGCGGGGAUCUUCCACUUCCAGUUCUGGCGCUAUGGAGACUGGGUGGAUGUGGUUAUCGAUGACUGUCUGCCAACUUACAACAAUCAGCUGGUUUUCACCAAAUCGAACCACCGCAAUGAGUUCUGGAGUGCUCUACUGGAGAAGGCUUAUGCCAAGCUCCACGGUUCCUAUGAAGCUCUGAAAGGCGGGAACACCACAGAAGCCAUGGAGGACUUCACAGGGGGCGUGACAGAGUUCUUUGAGAUCAAGGAUGCUCCAAGUGACAUGUACAAGAUCAUGAGGAAAGCUAUCGAGAGAGGCUCCCUCAUGGGCUGCUCCAUCGAUGAUGGCACGAACAUGACUUACGGAACCUCUCCUUCUGGUCUGAACAUGGGGGAGUUGAUUGCGCGGAUGGUGAGAAAUAUGGAUAACUCGCUGCUCAGAGACUCAGACCUGGACCCCAGGGGCUCAGAUGACAGACCGUCACGGACAAUUGUUCCGGUGCAGUAUGAAACAAGAAUGGCCUGUGGGCUGGUGAAAGGGCAUGCCUAUUCAGUCACGGGGCUGGAGGAGGCCCUGUUCAAAGGUGAGAAGGUGAAGCUGGUGCGGCUGCGGAACCCCUGGGGCCAAGUGGAGUGGAACGGCUCUUGGAGUGACGGUUGGAAGGACUGGAGCUUUGUGGACAAAGAUGAGAAGGCCCGUCUACAGCACCAGGUUACCGAGGAUGGAGAGUUCUGGAUGUCGUAUGAUGACUUUGUCUACCACUUCACGAAGCUGGAGAUCUGCAACCUCACAGCUGACGCCCUGGAGUCCGACAAGCUUCAGACCUGGACAGUGUCUGUGAACGAGGGCCGCUGGGUGAGAGGCUGUUCUGCUGGAGGCUGCCGGAACUUCCCAGACACUUUCUGGACCAACCCCCAGUACCGUCUCAAGCUUCUGGAGGAGGAUGAUGACCCUGACGACUCUGAGGUGAUCUGCAGCUUCCUCGUGGCUCUGAUGCAGAAGAAUCGGCGCAAGGACCGGAAGCUGGGGGCCAACCUCUUCACCAUUGGCUUCGCCAUCUACGAGGUUCCCAAAGAGAUGCACGGGAAUAAGCAACACCUGCAGAAGGACUUCUUCUUGUACAAUGCCUCCAAGGCCAGAAGCAAAACCUACAUCAACAUGCGAGAGGUGUCCCAGCGUUUCCGCCUGCCACCCAGCGAGUAUGUCAUCGUACCCUCCACCUACGAGCCCCACCAGGAGGGGGAGUUCAUCCUCCGGGUCUUCUCUGAAAAGAGGAAUCUCUCUGAAGAAGCUGAAAAUACAAUCUCCGUGGAUCGGCCAGUGAAAAAGAAAAAAAACAAGCCCAUCAUCUUCGUUUCAGACAGAGCAAACAGCAACAAGGAGCUGGGUGUGGACCAGGAGGCAGAGGAGGGCAAAGACAAAACAGGGCCCGAUAAACGAGGGGAAGCCCCACAGCCACGGCCUGGCCACACAGACCAGGAGAGUGAGGAGCAGCAGCAAUUCCGGAACAUCUUCAGGCAGAUCGCAGGCGACGACAUGGAGAUCUGCGCAGAUGAACUCAAGAAUGUCCUUAACACAGUGGUGAACAAACACAAGGACCUGAAGACACAAGGAUUCACGCUGGAGUCCUGCAGGAGCAUGAUAGCUCUCAUGGAUACAGAUGGCUCUGGGAGACUGAAUCUUCAAGAGUUCCAUCACCUCUGGAAAAAGAUCAAAGCCUGGCAGAAAAUCUUCAAGCACUAUGACACAGACCAUUCCGGUACCAUCAACAGCUACGAGAUGCGAAAUGCAGUCAAUGAUGCAGGCUUCCAUCUCAAUAGCCAACUCUAUGACAUCAUCACCAUGCGCUACGCAGAUAAACACAUGAACAUCGACUUUGACAGCUUCAUCUGCUGCUUCGUCAGGCUGGAAGGGAUGUUCAGAGCUUUUAACGCAUUUGACAAGGAUGGAGAUGGCAUCAUCAAACUGAAUGUACUUGAGUGGCUGCAGCUUACCAUGUAUGCCUGAACCAGACUGAGUUGUUAAGAUCAACCAGGAUUCCAUCUCAACACAACACAGCUAGAACCACAAAGGACCCAGCAGGUGCACCUCCCCCAAACCUAGGGGGCGUGUUGCUUCUCCACCUUGCCCCAGGCCUUGGUGCACAGCCUGAUGCCACCUGAAGUGUCUGGCUUGCUGGGAGGUCUGCAGAUUCUGAAACUGUCUACUUAGCUUGUACUGGCACCUGUAGAUGGCUCUCAUUCACCGAGCCCGGUCACCACCUGCACUCAGUUCUGCCAGUUUUAGGGUGGGUCUACUCUGGGGUCAACAGAGCCUGGAUAUCUGACAAAAAUGUAGCUACAUUCUGAAAGAAGCUAUCUAAAUAAAGGCACGCGCAUGGCUGGUUCCACCAUUCUCCUUAUUAGCAUUUCCCAGCCACAGCAUGACUGA